Messenger RNA from Lampris incognitus (smalleye Pacific opah), 999 nucleotides. Its product is annotated as THAP domain-containing protein 1-like. The coding region runs from base 1 to 771 and encodes 256 amino acids. Lineage: Eukaryota; Metazoa; Chordata; Actinopteri; Lampriformes; Lampridae. The transcript has 3 exons. The record is from RefSeq and is a predicted model, not a curated record. Gene Ontology annotation, molecular function: sequence-specific DNA binding.
AUGAACAUAAAGCAUUGCUGUGUCCCACUUCGUUCGGCUAGCUCCAAGAUUAACAGCAUACUAACUUUCCAUGGCUUUCCAAUCCAUCCUGACCUCACAAGACAGUGGCUGGUAAACAUACGCCGGGAUAAUUUCACCAUCACCUCUCACACUAAGGUCUGUAGCAGACACUUAUCCACUGAUCAGCUCAUAGAGCCAACUACUCUUGAUGGUCGAAGAAGGCUUGUUAAAGGUGCUGUACCAGCGCUCUUUGAGUGGAAUGGCUCUACUGUUGAGACACCACGGCGCAGUGUGUGGGAGAGAGCAAAACGGCCCGCUGAUCCAGUCCCUCCUGAGGAGCAACACGAUAGCACAAGGGAUCACGACUACUGCUCUGUCCCUGAACCGUCUGCUCUGGACAUGUCCUUGACAUCUGUAGAAGACAAAGACAAAGAAAUUGUAGACCUGAGAAAGGAAUUGCAGGAGUCGCGUGUCCAGCGAGAGUUUGGGUUACAGCGGUUUGCAGGCUCCGACGCUGACAUCCGAUUCUAUACCAGCACUGUAAGCCCCGUGCUCCUCCGGUUUUCGUGCUGUGCUGUCUACCGAACACCCGGGUCCCUCACUGCCUGCCGGUGCAGAGCAGUACCGACUUCGCCAGGGGCGCGCCUAGUGGAGGAGAGGCGGCAUCCCGAGGGUCCAUGCUGGACAGUUUUUUGUUUCUUUAAAUUUCCCUGUCGUCCAUCUUUGCUCCCUUUACCACCACCCCUAUCCCAUAGCCAUCAGGGGUCCUAAGUUAAGGGGGCAGAUAAUUGAGAUAGGUCCCAGGAUGAGUCCAAUUUAGUCGAUGUGCGUUAAAUUACACGGUUGUAAUGUCUUCCCACUUUACUCGUUGCAGUGCCUAGUACAGAUUGCUUGCAGUGCCUGGCCAAUUUAGAGUACAGCAUUGUGUCACCUGUGUCAUGUGGCUCACAUUUGUCAAUCGUUUCCAAAGAUAGCUCUUCCCAUACACCAAGGGAGGGA